Molecule: messenger RNA, 1775 nt
Organism: Pollicipes pollicipes
Lineage: Eukaryota; Metazoa; Arthropoda; Thecostraca; Pollicipedomorpha; Pollicipedidae
Product: zinc metalloproteinase nas-13
Exons: 7
Coding region: 141-1067 (308 amino acids)
Biological process (GO): proteolysis
Molecular function (GO): zinc ion binding; metalloendopeptidase activity
Source: RefSeq, a predicted model, not a curated record
CUCCAGGCGCGAGGCAGUGCGCCCCGGUGGGCGCUGUUUGUCGGGGACGACUGCGUGACACGAUCAGGUGGAAGGCUCGCCGGUCGAACGGCCGCGCUGAAAGGUGCUGCUCCCGAACGCAACGACUGUGGUGAGCCCUGAUGACCCGUGGCCGGUAUGAGGUGGCUGCUGCCGAGGAGGGCACGGGCCCGGCCCGCUCGGCCGCCCCCCGCACACGCUCCUGCCGCCUCUGCCUGCUGCUGUUGGUGCUAGCGCUGGUAUUGGCGCUGGCGGCUGCCUGCGUCGGCGCCAUCUUUCUGCACCGCGCCCUGAGAAGGAACAUCCUCUUCAACCCCGACGGGUCUAAGCUGUUCCGCGGUGGCGAGAACAUCACCGAGGGCGACAUGCUGGAGCUGGACACCGGUGACCUCGGCCAGCUGAGCGCGACCAGGGACCGGCGCCUGCUCUGGCCCCAGGGUCGCGUCCCCUACCGGCCUGACGAAGCCAUCGGCUGUCCCUCGUCUGCCAGGUGCGAGGUGCUCCAAUCGGCGAUGAGCGAGUUUAACCAGAGGACGUGCGUGCGGUGGGAGCCAGCGCCCGCGCACACCGCCUGGGCCGUGCAGCUGCUCUUCAGACCGCACGCCGGCUGCUUCUCACACGUCGGCUACCGGAGGGGCGUCGGCGACUCCCAGAUCAUCAUGCUGGGCGACGGCUGCUUCAACAAGGGCAUCCUGCUGCAUCUGUUGGCCCACACGCUCGGCCUUUGGCAUGAGCACAACCGACCUGACAGAGACAGCUGGAUCAGUAUCAACUUCACCAACGUGGCUCACGGGCAGGAGCAGAGCUUCAAAAGGUUCAACCAUAGCCAACAUCACAUAGUCGAUCGAAUGGACCUCACGUCGGUCAUGAUGCACGGCUCGCGGGCCUUCUCCAGCGGUCACGGACCCACCCUGCAGUCACACUGGUCGGCAGCGCCACUGCCCGAGGUGUCGCAGAAGAGGCAUCUCAGCGAACAGGACGUGAACCGCCUUCAGUCCAUGUACAUACGGCAGUGCAGCCGCCGACCCCAGCGCCGGCCCGACACGUGACUGGCGCUGAUUGGACGCGGAUCGGUCUCAGAAGCCACGUGAUAGCGCUGCAUGAGGUGACCAGCCGGGCAUAUUUUGUCACGUGACCGUCUCCAAACGGUGAUGGUGUUUAGACUGACGGUGAUGAAAAGUCUGAGCAGAGGGUUGAGCUAUCCGUAAACAAUGCAUGGAAGGAAAACACUCUUAAGAAGGAACGCGUGGCUGCAUGCUGAAAGUGUGUUGGGUAGACGGGACGGGUUUAUCAGGUUUUCGCGCGCUGCGUGAGGCGAACCAGCUGAGACAGCAGUAUGCGCUCCCGCUGCUGGUGUCACCAGACCACGAUACAAUGCUGUCGUGGUAGCAACAGAUCCUCAAGCUGCCCAGGUCUGGCUGUGGUGGCAGCAGUCACCAUCCGCGGGUGUUGCGGCCUGAGUCGAGCCAGAUGCAGCGCCGUUCGCGCACACAUUGUCAGCUCUGUCACAGCGCACCGUCCGGUCUCGGGAGGCUCUCGACCCUCACCGGACGAGUGCGUCCGUGACGGCCAACAGGCGAUGGCCGUCUGCCUCCGCCGCUGCACCGGACGUGCGAAAUCGCAGUGAGAAGUGCGUUGGUGAACUGGAGCGUCGGAGCCCGCAUAGGUCUCUGAACGCAGCCCGCUGCUACACACGCGCAUAAAUCGCGACACGACUGCAUGGAUGCGCCAAAUAAUACCAUGUGCUCUUCAGCCCA